AGUUGAUAAUGAACUUUAAUUGUAGAGUUCUAGUAAUCCCACAUUACCUUCCCACAUCGCAGUUAUCACAUAAUCGCGUAGUUGCCUAGUUCUAUUCCCACAUUACCUUCCCAAAUCGCAGUUAUCACUCCGGCUUCCCGUAAUCCGUUAAGUCUCACAUCAUCCGGUCGCCGGUGAACGCAAUUCCAUGGAAUGGCAGACGGCUACCAUUGCAACCUCUGCCAGUGCGGUUUUGAGAAAAAGAAAGUGAUUGAAGAUCAUCACAAACGAGUACAUCCCAGAGGCAAUGUUUGUAGUAAGUGCUUCUUUGUCUUUGAGUCGGUGGCCGAUCUCGAGGUACAUCGGUACCGAGUGCACCAGGGGUACCACCCAGCAGCAGCACCUCAGGGGCAGAAUGCGGCCGCUCCAGCCGGGAAUCAAGGAGACGGCCAGUAGGUCCACCUUCUUUCGCAACCGAGAGGUGAACGCAGAGCCGAUCCCCAUUCCCCGAAUCACAGCAGCUCUGGAAUUGCAGAGGGAGCCAAUGGUGAUCGCCGGCGACGGCGUGCGGCCUUGGAACUUCUCGGCUCAGCAGGGUAUCAGACCAACACCGACGAGGCUGCAAGCACAGCCAGCUGGAGUUGCUUACUCUCAUCCACUCAGUAAUGUUGUAAAUUGCCUGGCUUACUUUGGUCCAACCAUGUUGUUUGCUGAUCUUAGAUGCUCACCAUCUUGUAAGCGUGCUGGACUUCACGGGACACUGUCCAUGUGGCCUCCUGAUUGUUUUCGGUACAAAGGAACCUUCUAUGUCUUCAACAAGAUGGUAAGACAGGUAGGGUUUGCCAGGCUGUGGAAGGGCACAAAUGCGGCUCUUCCUCUAGCUGUCCCAACUGUCGGCAUUUACUUACUCUUAUAUGAUGUAUUCCGCAUCUGGCUCGAGGAAAAAACCUCUGAGAGUAUUCCUGCUGCAGCCCCAUAUGCUCCCUUGGUAGCUGGCUCACUGUCACCUUCAUUAGCUUGUAUGACUUGCUAUCCUGUUGAACUUGCCAGAACUCGCAUGCAGGCAUUCAAGGGUACACAACAUGGUAUGAAAGCUCCUGGAGUUCUGAAUACUCUACUUGAAGCCCUUACUCAUGUGCAAGGCACGGAUAACCCUCAAACUAAUUGGAGAGGUUACCGGCUACUGUGGACAGGCAUGGGAGCACAGCUUGCCCUUGACGUUCCAUUUUCUGGAAUUUGUUCGGCACUACUUGAGCCUAUGAGGAUAAAUCUUCUGAGUGUGGUUGGAGAUGACGCGAAUGUGGCCAGUGUACAUGGAGCCAACUUCUCCGCUGGUUUCAUCGAAGGAAGUGUUGGUGCAGCUGCAACGUGUCCCCUGGAUGUUGCUAAAACUCGAAGGCAGAUAGAGGUUAGUGUGCUAUCUUCCAAGGUUUUCAUGAUUCAACAGAAUGGAUCCUGUAAGGGCACUAAGUAUGACAACUCGGCGAACGCUAAUGGAGAUUUGGAGGGAUGGAGGAAUGAGAACGUUGGCAUUGUGGUCGCGUUCUACGAGGUGGUGAAGUGCGCUCUGCAUUCUCGAUAUGAAUCCGCUUAGGAGGAAAGCAUCAGAUGGCGUUUUGCUGAUUGACCAUUUUGUUUCUAGUGUUCAUAGUCAUGACAGAUGUUCCUUGGGGAGUAUAGGGAAUGAGAAAGUAAAGGUUGGGUAAAAAGUAGGGUAGCAGCAAAGUAACAGUUGAUAACAGAAGAGAGGCAGUUGGGUUUACUGGUGAAGCUUCCUCAUUUCUUUUUCUGGUUCACUGAUAGGUAGAGCCUGCCAUGGAGAAUGGUUGCGGCCUUGAGUUGAUACGAAACAGAGACCACCCAUACCUUGAAUUUCGACCCAAACUGGGGUUGGAUUCGGUGGCGGAACUUGUACAGUUUUAUUACAUGCUUGAUCUUGUAUAAAUUUGCACCUAGACAUUGGUUUUAAUCAUUCGAAUUGAUAAAAAAAUAUAGACAAGCAAAACUGAUC
Linum tenue is the source of this 1990-nucleotide messenger RNA. The record is from the annotation of a GenBank genome assembly. Lineage: Eukaryota; Viridiplantae; Streptophyta; Magnoliopsida; Malpighiales; Linaceae.